This is a messenger RNA of Solanum tuberosum (potato), 1086 nucleotides long. RefSeq lists its product as uncharacterized. The record is from RefSeq and is a predicted model, not a curated record. Bases 1 to 1086 code for a protein of 361 amino acids. The transcript has 6 exons. Lineage: Eukaryota; Viridiplantae; Streptophyta; Magnoliopsida; Solanales; Solanaceae.
AUGAAACCUACUUUAUCAAGUAUAAAGAAAAAAUCAAGUGACUCAACAAGUAGCUGGUCAUCGACAAUAUGGUCAAAAGAUGGAGGUUGUCCUUUUGGAACUGUUCCGAUUAAGAGAAUUACAAAAGAUGACAUUUUAAGACAAAGACAUCUACCACCACCAGAAGAUGUCACAUUUGAUGUAGUUGCAAUAGCGCGAACUCCAUAUGAUGCAAAUAACAAGUUUAGGGGCGCUGGCAUGGUAACUAAUUUUUACAAUCCUGAAGUUGAUGGUCGUCAACAUAGUGCAUGUCGACUAAAAAUUCAAAAAGGCUCAGAAAUCCUACAAGUUGGUUGGAGAGUGGACCCAACAUUAUAUGGAGAUAGCAAAACUAGGCUUUUUAUACAUACUCAGGUUGAUAAAACACAUUGUUUCAAUACCCUCUGCUCUGGAUUUGUACACGUAAACACUGAGAUACCUCUUGAUAUGUCACUCAUGAAUAGUGUUGCACACCGUGGAGGCACUACAUUUGAGGGAAGAAUAUACAUUGAACAGGAUUUGGACAGUGGAAAUUGGUGGCUUUUAUUGUCAGACAACUACGACCAAGUUGGAUUUUGGCCGCAACAAAUCUUUACUGGAUUGGCAAGCUUUGCUACUAAUGUUGAAUGGGGAGGAGUCGUGUAUAGUCCACUAGGUGUACCUAAACCUUCUAUGGGAUCAAGUUAUUUUCCAAUCGGAGACAAUCUUUAUGACGCAUAUUGUAGAAGUAUUACAGUUCUAAACGAGACAGGAACGGUGAAUCAAGUGGAUAAAGUGACCAUACAUAUCGAUAAUCCUAAUAUGUACCAGGCUAUUUUUGAACGACUUGAGAGUGAUAAAGAGUCUUACCUUUAUGUUCUUUACGGGGGACCUGCUUCUGUUGAACUUCUUGAAAUUGUAUUUUGCUUCUUUGACUUUCAUGAGAUGAGUGAAUCACCUAGUUUUACAAUAAAACCUGUAAUUGAUGUUCUUGUGAAAGAGCAUGAUGCCCAUUCAACAUCACAAAAUGCUGAAAUUAUGUAUUUCUUGUUGCUAGACAUGAGAAUUCCUAAGCAGGAUGUUGUUUGA